Molecule: messenger RNA, 327 nt
Organism: Macrosiphum euphorbiae (potato aphid)
Lineage: Eukaryota; Metazoa; Arthropoda; Insecta; Hemiptera; Aphididae
Source: the annotation of a GenBank genome assembly
AUGAAAAAUAAACAAUUUGAGGACAAUGCAGAAUACAUAUCAAAACAACUUUCGCAUCAUAUAUAUUAUUUAAAAAGAAAGGAACGACACGAGUUAAGACAGAUUGGCUCAUUACAUCAACAUUCUAGUGGUCCUUCAAGAAUGUUCAACCAAAAAAAAAAUAGAUUUGGAACUCAUCCUGAGCGAUUUGCACCAAAUGAUAUGCCAGAAGGAGAAAACACUAGUACCUUAAACCAAAAAAGAGCCUGGUUAAAAGCAACAUACAUGUUGGUUGAUAUAGACUGGAACCGCGUCAACAGGUAUUAUAUUAUAUUAAUAAUAAUCUAG